Saccoglossus kowalevskii is the source of this 2076-nucleotide messenger RNA. RefSeq names its product tetratricopeptide repeat protein 39C-like. The record is from RefSeq and is a predicted model, not a curated record. Gene Ontology annotation, biological process: cilium assembly. NCBI's taxonomy places the organism in Eukaryota, Metazoa, Hemichordata, Enteropneusta, Harrimaniidae. Gene Ontology annotation, molecular function: protein binding.
GUUUAUGGAUUUUGGGUCACGGUACUUUCGCUGAGAUCUCGUGGCAUUUCAGUUUUCGGCGCAACAUAACCGCAUUCUAGAAAUUUAAACAUUUGCGAGAGGUUUUUAAACGGUUUGACUUUCUGAAAAUGAUGACAGAAGACACACAGGAUUAUACUAAAAACGGGAUGAUGGAAGUCGAAAUAGACGAUGUUAAAUUGUCGUUGGCCGGUAUUAACUUGAUGCUUAACAACGGGUACAAGGAAUCGGAUGCAUUAUUUACCAAAUACAGAAAUUACAGUCCAUUGAUGAGUGCUGGAGCAAGUUUUGUUUGUUUUAUGAAUGGGUUGAUGACGUUUGAAGAAGAUAAACUACAAAUGGCUGCACGGUCCAUCAAGUCUACGGAAAAGCUCUGCUCAUCAAAUGAAGGACUUGUCAGAUCUGUCAAGAAAUUUUUUGGCAGUAGUCGGGAGACAGACGUAAUUCUGACUCGCGAGGAGCGUAUUAUGAGACUGAUUAUUAUAGCGGACUGUCAGCUUUAUUUGUCGGUGAUUACUUUCGUAAAACAGGAUUUAACAAGCUACAUCAAAGGAGGUUGGCAGCUACGUAAAGCAUGGAAAAUUUACGACAGAGUUUUCAAAGAAGUGAAUGCACUAACAAGAGAGCGUAGAGGGAUUUCAGAAAGUCCGUCCUUUGAGCGUCCUCCAGUCGUAGGGGCCGAGGAUGAAGAAGUUGAGGGCACUGCAGCUGCAUCAGAGCCGACAACUCCAGAGGAGGUGAUUACGUUGAAAAGUACAAACAAUGAGAUUUCUGAUGAGACUUUGGCGAGAUUGCGCGGUGCUGUCUGUUUUGGGUAUGGUCUAUUUCAGCUCUGUAUUUCUAUGAUGCCACCAAAUUUACUGAAGUUGGUCAACUUACUCGGCUUUGCGGGAGAUCGUCAAAUGGGUAUCAAAUGUUUGGAUGAAGCAAGUCACAGUGAAGACAUGAAAGCACCAUUGGCAACGCUUGGUUUGCUUUGGUAUCAUACGGUUGUUCGUCCAUUCUUUGCUCUUGAUGGGGGCGCUGUUGAUGCUGGCUUACAGGAAGCUACUGAUAUUAUAGAAGAGAAUCAGACAAAAUAUCCUACUUCAGCUUUAUUUUUAUUUUACAGAGGGAGAAUACAGAGAUUAAAAUGUCAAUUAGACGAAGCUCUGUCAACUUAUAAUAAUGCACUAGAAGCUUGUAAAGAGCAGAGAGAAGUUCAAUUAAUUUGCUUAUAUGAGAUUGGUUGGAUUAAUUUAAUGAAAUUAAACUGGGAGGAAUCAUUGAUGGCUUUCAUCAGAUUACGAGAGGAAUCAAGGUGGUCACAGUGUUACUAUGCAUAUCUAUUAGCAGUUUGUCAGGGUGCUUUGGGACAGGUGGAAACCUCUCAAGAAUUAUUCAAAGAAGUGCCAAAACUAUCAAAGAAGAGGACUAACCAGCUGGAGCAAUUUGUUGUCAGAAAGGCUGAGAAGUUGAAGAAGAAAACGCCAGACAGGUCACAUAUGAUACUCGCUAUUGAAGUCCUGUAUUUGUGGAGAGCAUUACCAACAUGCAACAAAGAUGACUUGAUGCAAAUGUUAAAAGAAUGCGAAAACCCUCUAAGUACGCCUCAAUGGUUUAAAACUUUUGUUGAAAGGAUCUAUCUAUAGGACUUUGGGAAAUAAUGAACCAGCUGUGCAGUGUUUUGAAGACGCAAUGUCAGCCUUUUGCUACGAACCCCAUGUGGCACCAUAUGCUUGCUAUGAACUGGGAACUUUACUGGCAGAAAAACCAGCCACAAUGUCUAGAGGAAAGAAACUAAUUAUACAAGCCAAGGACAAUUACAAGGGAUAUGAUUUUGAACAAAGACUCAGUGUGAGAGUUCAUGCUGCCCUGCAACAGUUGAAGAACGUUGACUGAAAAUGAACGACGUACAGUAACCGAGAGACAAAGCAAAAAAUACAUUAAUGAUUUGAAAAGCCUUACUUAUCAAUAAAGUUGAUCAUCAAAAUUGAGAUUAAUUGAAAUUAAUUAUUGGGAUUAAUUAUGAAAGUUUUGAGACAUUUAAUGGAAAUCUUUUGACUAGUCUAUUUGUCA